This is a messenger RNA of Dalotia coriaria, 2157 nucleotides long. Its product is annotated as slowpoke-binding protein-like. Lineage: Eukaryota; Metazoa; Arthropoda; Insecta; Coleoptera; Staphylinidae. The record is from RefSeq and is a predicted model, not a curated record.
AUUGUAAUCUAAGCGAUUGUUGAUUGCUUAACGAGCAAUUGUCUCAAUUUUGGUUGAUGUGAUUACCCGGCGUGUGGGUUUGAGUGUGUGUAAUCAAACAUGUUAACUGUUUAUGUUUAAAUUUAUGAUAAAUACUACGCGGCGGUUCGCUAGCGCUACCUAUGCGCGACUAGUGUUAACGUCGGGAAAUUUUUCGCUGCGUCGGGAAAUGCGCGUUUUCCACGACGAGAGGUUUAUUGAUCAUCCCGCCAGGCCGCCUGCAGCAAUCGAGCGCGUUGCGUGUACGCUGAUCAAUUUUCCGCUGUGUUUCCUGCGCCUCGCAUGCAUGCAGGGAGACGUUUCGUCGGCGAUGGUUGAUGCGGGCACGAAUACCUCGCCAUGAAAGCGUCGGUGGCGGCGGCGAGUGCGGCGGGCACGGCGCUGCAUCACCAUGCGGCCGCCAACGUGCACCAUGCACCAGCACAUCAUCCAUGGCUCAUCACGUUGUGCGUGCUGUUCGGACUCGGCGUCGUGGCGCUCGCCGUGUUCUGGAUCCGGCGAUGCAAGUCCAAUGUGCCAAGGCAUGAAUACACGGCGGUGAGUCUCGAUAACACGGCGGGCCUUCACUGCCUGCAGGCGCCGUCGAUCGAGGACCGUCCUCGCCAGCAGGUCGAUGAGGAACUCGCCAAAUAUCAGCGUCACCUUGGCCUGGAAAGUCGGUACUUCUUCACUGGGAGCCUGGGCAAAAUCGGCGCCCGACUCAACAAGCAAUGGUUUAUAGUGAAGGAUAAGCAUGUGGACGCAGAGCGCCUGUUGUCCUUAGUGGAUUUACCCAGCGCGGCGCCCAUCAAGCCCAACGCUGCCACCAAACAGAUUCUGAUGGAUCUCUUCCGGUCUUUGCAUCAUCCCUACGUCCUACCUAUCCUGGAUGUUGAAUUCUGGGACUUGACGCAUGGGGCAGGCGCGGCGGUGGUAUCACCUCUAAGUGCUGAUGGCAGUUUGAAGGACUUGAUCUAUCGAGGGGAGCAUUACGAACGGAGGCAUGCGGGCAGAGGCCGUGGAUUGCCCUAUAGGCAGAUACAGUACUUGGCUCGACAAAUCUUGGAAGCUCUCUCGUUCCUGCGCGCCCGCAGCUUUCCAAAGUUCUACCACCUGCAUGCGGGUAACGUGAUUAUCCAAAACGGAGUCGCCCGAUUGGCGGGGCUGGAAAACACGUUGUUCUGCCUGUCACUAGCGCGGAAACCGGCGAUGGACGAGGUCCUCGCGUUCGGUCACCUCCUCUUUGAAAUGACCACUGGCUGUGAACCGACCGACGCGCUGCUCGCGUCCCCAACCGCUUUGCGACGCGAACUGGACAGAUCCUCAGCCCCUGAACAGAUCGCCGACGUGCUCACGUUGAUCUUUGACGCGCAUGCGUCUGCCGCCACCAACCCAGGAGAUGGACCAUCUCUGGACGACAUCGUGCGCCAGGAGAUGUUCAGGGGCGAGCUGCGUGAGCUGUGCCGGCGUACGGCCACUGCGCUGCAGCCGGAAAUGCUGAAGGGGGUGGCCGACCUGCUGCACCUCAUCGGCGAUCUGCAAGCGGGUGCCGGUACUGCAACGGCAACCGCCACCACCGCCGCCGCAGCGCCGCGUGCGCCUACGCCGGCGGCGGCCGGGGGCGCAAGUGACUAUUUAGGCAGUUGCACGCCCGUGGCCGAUACCCACGCCGACAGUGAUUGCAGCGAUGAUGAUGAUGAUGAUGACGAUGACGUGCCAAGACGCUUUUCGUCUUUCCCACCACGGAUCUCAAAGAUUGCGCCUUCCUGGCGUCGCAAUCGAGGCACGAUGAUGUGCCAUUUUGCCGCGUAGAUUACGACGGUGAUAAGUGCCGGACGUACCUCGCGUCGAAUUCCAUGAUAGAGAUUUGACGCAAUGCAACAUUCCGACGCGCCGCCGCCAUUGAGAGCCUCCGUUAUACACGAUGGACGCUUAUUUUUCUAAUGAUGUACAUAUCUAGAACUGCUAGCAAUUCUACGUUCUUUGCAUGUGCUAUUUGUAUGCAGUUUAGACUCCUCAAAUUCGUCCUUGUAUUGCAAUUUUUCGAGAUUGUGAAAGCUGUAACUGAAUUCUAAAUAUUUAUAAGUGUAACACAAUCAUCACAACGAAAUGAGAUAUUAAAUCACGUAAGAAAACAAA